UUCCCGAUAUUUCGUCAUAUGACGUAUGACGCAUUCUUCAGUAAUCUCACAUUCGGUAACGGCUAUUGAAACUGAUAUUUUAUUAAUGUUAGUCUCGUAUCCAUAGUGUUAAGGUGUAAACUCAGUGUAUUUUCGCUUAUAAUCAAUUGUUUAACACCAAAAGAUGGCCGCUCCACCGAUUUAUAAUCCAAUAGUGCCAUGUGUGCAUCCCAUCCCCGGGGGCAUGUUCCCAGGCAGAAUGAUCCGUUUCCAGGGCAGUGUGCCCCCUGGCGCUCAGAGGUUUGCUAUAAACCUUCAAUGUGGUCCCAACACGGAACCUCGUGAUGACAUUGCACUCCAUCUCAACUUCCGCUUCAUAGAGAUGUGUGUGGUGCGUAACCAUCUGACAGCUAUGAACUGGGGGGUAGAGGAUACUGCUGGAGGCAUGCCGCUAGCCAGGGGAGAGGCAUUCGAAGCUCUGGUGCUGUGUGAACCGCAGUCUAUGAAGGUAGCGUUGAAUGGUGUCCACUUCUGCGAGUUCCCGCACCGUCUGCCGUACCAGCGUAUCUCUCACUUGACAGUGGACGGUGACGUCAUGCUGCAGUUCGUCGGCUUCGAGGGUGCGCAGGCGCCGCCUUCACAAGUCUUCAUGUCGGAGCCUCCAGCGUACGGUGCGUAUGGUGCUCCGCCCCCUGUGUACGGAGGACCCGGAUAUGGUGCACCUCAAGGAUUCCAGACAGCUGGUGGGUAUGAGACGACGUACGUACAGGGUCAGCCGCAGCGGACGGGGCUGGGCACAGGCGCGGCUGUGGGGCUGGGUGUGGGAGCGCUGGCGGCGGGUGGGCUGGCUGGCUAUGCGCUAGGCGGUGGCUUCAGCAGCAACGACUCGCCUAGAGAAGAGGUUAAUGUGUCAUCAUUUUCAGAAAAUGUCGAUUUCGGUGGCGACGACUGGAUCGAGUAAUCUAAAAUAUAGGAAUAUAACGACCUAACACACCUAUAAAUAAAUGUAAAAUGUAAGCAAACUGAACUUACCUAGAAUAAAAAUGUGAUAGGUAAUUGCAAUAGAACGGAACACUUUGUGAACAGGAAAUUAUUUUCUUAUUCAGUCGAUCCUCAAUCGAUACAUCGGAUAGGUAUGCAACAUGCACAUCACUACAAUUUGUAUUUCAAAAUGGCGACUGUUAAUCAGCUGAUUCAGUUAUCAAUUAAAUAUGAAAAUAACACAUUAUUAAAAAUUUGCUGCAAAUAAUUAACAUAU
Papilio machaon (common yellow swallowtail) is the source of this 1237-nucleotide messenger RNA. RefSeq names its product galectin-5. Lineage: Eukaryota; Metazoa; Arthropoda; Insecta; Lepidoptera; Papilionidae. The record is from RefSeq and is a predicted model, not a curated record. The coding region runs from base 164 to 940 and encodes 258 amino acids. Gene Ontology annotation, molecular function: galactoside binding; carbohydrate binding. The transcript is spliced from 8 exons.